Macrosteles quadrilineatus (aster leafhopper) is the source of this 1548-nucleotide messenger RNA. Its product is annotated as tigger transposable element-derived protein 4-like. Gene Ontology annotation, molecular function: DNA binding. Bases 1 to 1548 code for a protein of 515 amino acids. The transcript has a single exon. Lineage: Eukaryota; Metazoa; Arthropoda; Insecta; Hemiptera; Cicadellidae. The record is from RefSeq and is a predicted model, not a curated record. Gene Ontology annotation, cellular component: nucleus.
AUGGCAUCAACCUCAUCGAAAAAACCAGGGUCUUAUAAAACUUUGACAUUAGCUGAAAAAGUCGCUGUGAUCAAAGAAGUGGAAAAAGGAGUCAAGAAAAAAUCUGAAAUCGCGAAAGACUUUGGAAUUCCACCCAACACCUUAUCAACUUACUUAAAAAAUAAACAUAAAAUUCUCAGCAGUGCAGAGGAAUUUGAUAAAGACAGGAAACGAUCGCGAGAGCCAGGAAAUCCGGAUGUCGACAAUUGUGUGCUUAAAUGGUUCAAGCAGACCAGAGACAAGAAAGUUCCUGUGAGCGGUCCUUUGAUUAGAAUCAAGGCUGAGCAAUUUGCUAAAGAAUUAGGGAAGCAAAACUUUAAAGCUAGCACUGGGUGGCUGGAUGGUUUUAAGGAGCGCAAUAAAAUUUUGUUUAAGGCAGUGUGUGGUGAAAGUGGGGCGGUGAACCUGCAGGAAGCUAAUCAGUGGAAGAACGAUCUGGAAGAGAUGAUCCAGGACAGAGACCCGAGAAAUAUUUUUAACGUUGACGAAACCGGUCUUUUUUUCAAAUGCACGCCCGAUAAAACACUUGCAUUUAAGGACGAAAAGUGCCACGGGGGGAAAUUAAGCAAGGAGAGAAUCACGCUAUUGGUUGGUGCUAAUAUGGAUGGUUCGCAAAAGCUGCCUUUGUUGAUGAUUGGAAAAUCGGCCAAUCCUCGUUGCUUUAAAAAUGUCAAGUCUAAGCCAGUAGAAUAUGUAAGCAGUUCUAAGGCUUGGAUGACAAGUGACCUUUUUGCGAAGUGGCUAAUGAAGUUGGACAAACAGUUUGUUAAAGAAAAUCGACAGGUUCUCCUUUUCAUUGACAAUUGCACGGCACACAACACCAUACCUGUCAUGGAAAAUGUCAAAGUGGUUUUUUUCCCAGCCAACAUGACCUCUGUUGUCCAGCCCAUGGAUCAAGGGAUCAUAAAAAACUUGAAACACUUUUACAGGGGUUUGUUGGUCGAGAAUAUCCUGUCCGGGGAAGGAAACGCCCUCAAAAUAAAGCUGGACAUUUUAGAAGCAUCGCGAAUGUGCAAACAAGCGUGGGACAAAGUGAAGCCGGAAACAAUAAAAAACUGCUUCAAAAAGGCAGGUUUUGUUAAAACCGACGAAGAAAGCGCCGAAGAAACUGUAACGGACGAAACUCUACCAAUCGACGGCUGGGAGGAUGUGGCACCCAAUCAAACCAUCUUGUACGAGGACUUUCUUAAUGUAGACGAAAAUGUCGCUGUGUGCGGUGAAUUAACUGACGCCGACAUCGUAGCAGAAGUCCUCGACACCGAGGAACAAAAUGACGAUGGAUCGGGGGACGAGAUCGUCGGGUCACCGGCCGAUGAAGAAGAAACGCCAGUACCGAAUGCAGCCGACGCCAUGACCUACCUGAGAGAAAUUCGGCGAUUUGUGGAGAGCAGAAAUGAUGUCGGUGAUGUACAGUUUAAAUCAUUAGAUGUUUUAGAAUCAUUUAUCAUGGCCGAGAGAUUAAACUCAAAGAAACAAGCCAAAAUCUCUUCUUUUUUUGUAAAACAAUAA